AUUUAGAGUUAAAUAAUGAAAUGUGAUAAUAUGAUUGGGAUUCUGAUAAGUCUCCAAUCUAACAGAUUGUCACCAAAUAGCCAUUCAGUUAUUAUUUUGCGGAAACAACUUCCCUCUCAGCUGUUCUGUUCAUGUUGCAUCUUGGUUCUCGAUUAUGAUCUGCAGUUUUACGCAGGUUCUCACUCAUAAUUUCUAUAGAUCCAUACUUUUUCAGUAUAGUGAUUGUUCUGUAUCCAUAUCAGCUGUUGAUUGGUCUCAGAGAUCUGCCUCAGCUCCUUUACAUAUGCCAUAGGGACUGUAAGGACACGAUCAGCAACUCAACUCCCCCCUCCCCCCCAUAUCUUGGAAUUGUAAGCAACCAUAUCUUUGCGAGUCACCACAUGAAUCUUUCCGUCAAUACAUACACUUCUGGAGUAUAAGCUACGUUUUCUGUCGCUGCUCAGAGUGGGCACAUGAUCCCAAAUUUGUGUGUUUUGUGUCGAACACCUGAAACGAGUUCUUCAAGGAGUUGGAAUCACCAUCUUUGCAGCUUCCUGCUACAUAUAUAUCUUCCCAUUAAGGACGCUGGCAGAAAGUGUCAUUAGCUCCUCCCGCAAGCAUGGAGCCUCGCCCCACGUGUGUGACCGACUGACCGGCAUUACAGAACAGAGACGCUAGAGGAGAGCGCUUCGUAGCUUGAUCCACUAGUGUUAUAAGUAUUAGAACGGACAGCCUCGAGACUUGAAAAAAUACGCUGAUGUCUCAUUGGAAAUUGGGAGUGUAGCCAAAACAUAAUCACUUGACUUCUUCUUUUCCUUCUGGUUUGAUCUGGUUUCACUCAGAGAGUGAACCAACGUGUGUUAAGGCCAGGAAGUUCAUUAGCAAAUCAUCGGGAAGUGAAGGAUUUGUCAGCUUCUCCUUCGUCUUCCUCUUCUUCAUCUUCUUCUUUUCGAGGGAAAACAUUGACGAAAUCUCUCCGUUGAUCAACCACCUCUGGAAUGAACUCUAAUACGGUUUAGGGUUUGUUUAGAUGGAAUUGACUUUUUUUUUUCUUCUUUACGUUAUUCCUAUUUUUGUGUGAACUCUAUUUUUUUCUUCUUUACGUUAUUCCUAUUUUCUUAUUUACGUUAUAAAAAGGCUUAUUUUGUGACUUUAGGCCGAAUUGAACUUUAAAAAAACAAAAAAGAAAGGGUUACGACUUACGAGUUACGACUAAAAAGAAAGGGUUAAGUAACGCCAAAGCAAAGCUUUCUUCAUAUUUCUUCGUCUUCCAUCCAAAAUUACGCGCCUCCCAGUCUCAGAUACAGGCUUUAAUGGGUAAGAAUAAACCUAAACCAAGUGGACAAGAUUCCAAGAAGGAGAAAUUAUCAAUCUCAGCCUUGCUUGCUUCAUCCAGUACUUCCAAGAAGAUGACAACAUCGUCAUCCACUUCUGAGGAUAUUCCAAAAGCUUCAUCCUACAUGGAUGGCGUUGAUCUUCCUCCUUCUGAUGAUGAAGAAGACGAAGACGUAUCUGAUGAGGAACAGAGACAGAUGGAUGCAAGGAGGAAGCACAAGAGCGAGCAAAGGCAACUUGAUGAUAUCUUUGUGACUGAUAAAGAACAAAAGAAGCGAGAGAAAAAAGAAAGAUUAGCUUUAGAAGCUGCCAGGGCUGCACAGAUUGCAAAGACGAAGAGGUCGUUGGAGGACGACCGCGAUGCAUACACUGUUGUUAUUGGAAGCAAGACCUCGUUGCUUGAAGGACAAGACAAGGCGAGUGCUAAUGUUAGAUAUAUAAACAUCGAUUCUUUUUCUGUCUCUUGUCGUGGUAAAGUACUUCUCAGUGACACCUCUGUUAAAAUAUCACAUGGUAAAAGGUAUGGACUGUUUGGACCAAACGGAAUGGGGAAGUCUACACUGUUAAAGCUUUUAGCUUGGAGGAAGAUUCCAGUUCCAAAGAAUAUUGAUGUUCUUCUUGUUGAUCAAGAGGCGGUAGGUAAUGAAAAGAGUGCUAUGGAUGCAGUUCUUUCCGCUAAUGAAGAGUUGGUUAAGCUACGGGAAGAGACUGAAGCUCUCAACAAGAAUGAUGGUGGUGAUACUGAUAAUGGAGAAAAGCUUUCUGAAUUGUACGACAGGCUGCAAAUUUUGGGGUCAGAUGUUGUUGAUGCGGAGGCGUCCAAGAUUCUGCGGGGGUUAGGAUUCACACAAGAUAUGCUACGGUAUCCAACUAGGAAACUAAGUGGUGGCAUGAGGAUGCGUGUUUCCUUAGCUAGAGCUCUCUUUAUGAAGCCUACUCUUUUGUUGUUAGAUGAACCAACCAACCUUCUUGACCUGAGAGUUGUUCUUUGGUUAGAGGGGUAUUUGCUUCGGUGGAAGACAACUCUAGUUGUUGUUUCACAUUACCAGGACUUCCUCAACGCAGUGUGCAUAGAUAUAAUUCAUCUGCAUGAUCAUAAACUCGGCUACUAUAGUGGUAACUUCACUGAUUUCGAACGUAAAUAUAAGCUGAAACGCAAUGAGGUGAAUAAAAAGUUUGAGAUCCUCGACAAACAGAUGAAAGCAGCUAAGAGGUCUGGAAACCGGGAUCAACAUAAUAAGGUAGAGGAAAAGGCGGCCAAAGCAACAAAAGGUUCAAAACAAUGGAGAGACUAUAGCGUGGUGCUCCAUUUCCCGGAACCAACGCAGCUCCCUCCUCCUCUUAUGAUCAAGGGUAGCUUCAGUUACCCCGACGGGAAAGAUAAUAACAAGCCAGGCUUCAGGCUCUCAGAUGUUGAUGUAGGUAUCGAUAUGGAGACAAGGGUCGUCAUAGUUGGAUGUAACGGAGGGGGGAAGUCAACUCUUUUGAAACUUCUUGCGGGAGAAUUAGUUCCAACCGAAGGUGAAGUGAAAAGAAGCCAGGAGCUUAGGAUUGGCUGGUAUUCUCAGCACUUUGUUGACCUCUUGACGAUGGAUGAAACACCUGUUGAGUAUCUUCUUCGUCUUUAUCCUGACCAAGAAGGAUGUAGCAAGCAAGAAGCAGUGCACGCUAAACUAGGCAAGUUUGGGCUACCAAGUAACAGCCACUUGACUCCGAUUGAUAAAUUUUCUGGAGGGCAAAAGGCUAGAGUUGUGUUAACCUCGAUAUCAAUGUCUAACCCACAGAUUCUGCUUCUUGACGAGCCAACGAAUCAUUUAGACACGCAGACUAUGGAUGCUUUGGCGGAUGCAUUAGAUGAGUUCACAGGUGGAGUUGUGUUGGUGAGUCAUGACUCGAGACUCAUAUCGCGUGUCUGUUCGAACGAGGAGAAGAGUCAGAUUUGGGUUGUGGAAGACGGGAAUAUGACUAUAUACCCCGGUUCAUUUAAAGAGUACAAAAAAGAGCUCCAAAGAGAAAUCAAAGCAGAGCUUGAUGAGUGA
Messenger RNA from Camelina sativa (false flax), 3353 nucleotides. The record is from RefSeq and is a predicted model, not a curated record. Lineage: Eukaryota; Viridiplantae; Streptophyta; Magnoliopsida; Brassicales; Brassicaceae.